Messenger RNA from Solea senegalensis (Senegalese sole), 2394 nucleotides. RefSeq names its product 5-hydroxytryptamine receptor 4 (gene htr4). Gene Ontology annotation, cellular component: plasma membrane. Bases 379 to 1575 code for a protein of 398 amino acids. Gene Ontology annotation, molecular function: G protein-coupled serotonin receptor activity. The transcript is spliced from 7 exons. Gene Ontology annotation, biological process: chemical synaptic transmission; adenylate cyclase-activating adrenergic receptor signaling pathway; regulation of appetite. The record is from RefSeq and is a predicted model, not a curated record. Lineage: Eukaryota; Metazoa; Chordata; Actinopteri; Pleuronectiformes; Soleidae.
CUCUCUGUGCGUCUGAGUGGCGCGCGCUCCCUCGUGCUCCCCUCGCCGCGUUUUGCGCACGGACUCUCCUUCACUUCCAGUUCCACAUCCACGCGCGUGUCCGCACACACAGUUUGCGCACCGCUGCUCUGCGGACUCUCUCCACUCUCUGUGGGUUUUUGUGACUCGCAGUCGUUGUUGUCGCGCGGAGCUCGGACUGAAGAGCAGUUUUGUUUUGUUUUGUUUUGUUUUGUUUGUUUGUUUUUUUUGGCUCAUGGAGGAUUUAGUGUCGUGACAUGUUUCCAGCAGCAGCAGCAGCAGAAUCAGCAGCAGCAGAAUCAGCAGCAGCAGCAGCCGGCGUCUCCACACAGACAUGGGACUCUGUGCAUUUACGGUCACAUGAAUGUCAGCGCUGCAGGCCAGAUGCCGGUGAUGGAGGAACUUGUCAGUGAGAGCGACAGCAUGCCAAAGCGGAUGGCUCUGAUCUGCUUCCUGUCUCUGGUCAUGCUGAUGAGCAUCCUGGGAAACCUGCUGGUCAUGGUGGCCGUGUGCAAGGACAGACAACUCAGGAAAAUCAAGACCAACUACUUCAUCGUGUCCCUGGCGUUUGCCGACCUGCUCGUGUCGGUGCUGGUGAUGCCGUUCGGCGCCAUCGAGCUCGUGCACCAGCACUGGAUCUACGGCGAGACGUUCUGUCUGGUCCGGACGUCGCUGGACGUCCUGCUGACCACGGCGUCCAUACUGCACCUGUGCUGCAUCGCCCUGGACAGGUACUACGCCAUCUGCUGCCAGCCGCUGGUUUACCGCAACAAGAUGACGCCAAUGCGAGUGGCUCUGAUGAUCGGAGGCUGCUGGGUCAUUCCCACCUUCAUCUCCUUCCUGCCCAUUAUGCAGGGCUGGAACAGCAUUGGCAUUGACCACCUGAUUGAGCAGCGGCGCCACAGUGAGGGCAGCAACUCCACGUCCUGUGUCUUCAUGGUCAACAAGCCAUACGCCCUCACCUGCUCCGUGGUGGCCUUCUACAUCCCGCUGGUCCUCAUGGUGCUGGCCUACCAGAGGAUCUACAUCACGGCACGGGCGCAUGCUCUGCAGAUCAGCAUGCUGCAGCGGGCGGGAGGGGCGGGGACCAGCGCGCCAGGCGCCUCCGGUGCCAACGCCGGCGUCGACUCCGCCGACCACCAACGCAAUCACCGGAUGCGGACUGAAACGAAGGCGGCAAAGACCCUGUGCAUCAUCAUGGGCUGCUUCUGCCUCUGCUGGGCGCCGUUCUUUGUUACCAACGUCGUGGACCCAUUUAUAGACUACACGGUGCCGGACAAACUGUGGGCCGCGUGCCUCUGGCUGGGCUACAUCAACUCCAUGCUCAACCCCAUCCUUUACGCCUUCCUCAACAAGUCCUUCCGCCGUGCCUUCCUCAUCAUCCUGUGCUGCGGGAGGAAGAGGUACCGCAGGCCGUCCAUCCUGGGGGCCGGCGCUCCCUGCACAGCCACACAGAUCAACGGGUCCACACAUGUGCUCAAGUAUUCUGUCCUUCACAACGGGAACCACGCGGUGCAGGAGGAGAAGAAGUCUCCGCUCACCGAGUCCUGCUUGUGACCAAACGACGACUCCUCAGUCACAUCUCCGCGCUCCGGCCACAGCAGACGACGGACGGAACCCGGGCCCCCGCGCGUCCAACGCCGACACUUCAACCACCUGCUGGGAUUCCAGGAGAUCCAGGAGAGGAACGUGACAUUUACAGCUGAAACUCAAACCUGUGGUCUCUGAAAGACAGGGUCAGGGACCGGAAACAAAAGCCAGUUUUCAGUCUGUUGCUGGUUCUGCUCGGUCAGACUGAAAACCGACCGUCCUCAGAGAACCUGCAGGAGUGUAGGAGAACUUCACGGCACGAGAUGUGAUUAAUGACCGUGUCUGGGAGUCGUGGGCUCGUGAAUUUUGUUGCCAAAGCUAUUUGAUAUAACACACGUGUACGUGAAGCUUUUUUGUUGUUGUUCUUUUCCAGCCAAAAAAAAAAAAAGAAGAAGAUGAACAACAGAGUUUAGAGGAUUGUUGAAAACAUUUGAGCUUUUAAAAGCAAGUGUUAUCAGAGAGUUUAGAACAACAUUUCUCCCUCACAUCACUGCGACGCACAGCCGGAGAACCUUUUAGUUCUUUUUUUUCUUCGUCUCCCAGGUCAAAUCUUUGCGGCUUUGUUAAAUCCUCACUAAGCUGAGAGGAAAAUGCGGCCGUGAAUCCUCCACCCAAACUGUCCAAGUGCAUUAUUACAGAGGCUGCUACUCCAUCUCAACACCACCAGUUCAUUAGUUCACGUUCAUAAGACAAACACGUCACACACGUGUGGGAAAAUGAACAGAUCUACAGACACUGUGAUGUGUGUGUGUGUGUGUGUGUGUGUGUUGAGACCAGAACCUCAUU